Protopterus annectens (West African lungfish) is the source of this 13339-nucleotide messenger RNA. RefSeq names its product protein MTSS 1-like. The record is from RefSeq and is a predicted model, not a curated record. Gene Ontology annotation, biological process: cell projection assembly; plasma membrane organization. Gene Ontology annotation, molecular function: phospholipid binding; actin binding. Gene Ontology annotation, cellular component: actin cytoskeleton; cytoplasmic side of plasma membrane. NCBI's taxonomy places the organism in Eukaryota, Metazoa, Chordata, Ceratodontiformes, Protopteridae.
GGGCGGGGCGCAGAAUUACCGAUAGUUGUCGAGAGCUCCCGAGCUCCUCCCUUGCUUAUGGGCGAAUAUCAAAAUGGUUUCGACAGAGAUAUCCGCGGCAGUCAGAGGAGACGUGUAAGCACAUUGUGUCCGAGAGGGUGUGUUUGUAUGCGAAUGCGCUGUGUAUUGGAGGAGUAUCGAGUCACACUGCGGGUAGCUUUAGCAGCUUAGCAAGCAUCAGGUGGGGGCAGUUACAGCGGCCUUUUCUUCACAACAGUACCAACUGGAUUCUGAACCAUGGGAACAAGGACACGGCGAGAUUGCUAGGAGUCAAACCUUACCAACAGGCUUUUGGUGUCUUUGGGAACUACGGAGGAAAAAGGAAAACAAGGAUUCACCACCCUUCCCCCAGACUGGGUUUCGUUCCCGAAACAAUGUGCGGCUCAGGAUUUUGAAAAUUCUUUUAACUUUCUACUGGAGAUUUGUUGUCUGGAGUUAUUUUAUUUUGGAGGAUUGUAUCGUAGCCAAUUUUGUUGUACAUUUUGGACAAUAUAAAAAUGGAUGCUGGAAUGGAAAGGGAAUGUAGCGCUCUUGGAGGGCUUUUCCAAACUAUAAUGAAUGAUAUGAAGGCAAGUUAUCCAACUUGGGAAGACUUCAUCAGCAAAGCUGCAAAAUUGCAGUCACAGUUAAGGACAACCGUAAUUGUCACCAGUACGUUUCUGGAUGCAUUUCAGAAAAUUGCAGAUAUGGCAAUUAAUACACGAGGAGCAACCAAGGAAAUUGGCUCUGCUUUGACACGGAUGUGCAUGAGGCACAGAAGCAUUGAAUCCCGAAUGAAACAGUUUACAGGAAUUCUAACAGACAGUUUAAUAAACCCUUUGGAAGUUAAAAUUGAAGAAUGGAAGAAGGUGGCUAGUCAGAUGGACAAAGACCAUGCUAAAGAGUACAAGAAAGCACGAGCAGAACUGAAAAAAAAGUCUUCAGAUACACUGAAACUGCAAAAGAAAGCCAAAAAAGGUAAAGACAGUGUACUUGUGCAGCUAGACAGUGCACUUCAAGAUGUUAAUGAAAAGUAUUUGAUUCUGGAAGAAACUGAGAAAAAGGCUGUAUACCGAGCUCUCACUGAAGAACGGGGACGAUUCUGCUCUUUUGUCGGCAUGCUAAAGCCUGUCUUGGAUGAAGAAAUUGGAAUGCUGGGAGAGAUAACACACUUGCAAACCAUUUUGGAGGAUCUGACCACCUUGACAGCUGACCCAGCCAAACUGCCCCCCUCUAGUGAGCAGGUAAUAUCAGACAUAAAAGGAUCUGACUUCAAUUAUUCUUACCAAACACCACCUGGGUCUCCCUCUAGUUCUAUGUCACGAAAAGCCAGUGUAAACAGCAAUUUUUACAGUGCCUCAAUAAGACAUGUUCCAUCAAUGGAUUCCAUCUCUAGUUCAAUGGAGGGACUGUUUCUCCGACCCCCUUCUGUAAUAAUGACUGAUGGAGCUAGCCAGAAAUCGACAAGUUCACUCUCGUCGGAGGCCUCUGAAGCCUGCAGGUCGGUUAGUGAGUGCAGCUCCCCUACCUCAGUUGGUUCGGGUUGUGCCACUGGGUCCUGGGCUGGGAAUAAGCAGUGAAGAAGGGGACAGCUAUUUAUGAGUAUGACUACAUCUCAUUACAUGGAGACCAAGAAGCAUCUGAUCAAGUUGACUUUGAUAAGUCUUCUACUAUACCUCGAAACAGCGAUAUUAGUCAAAAUUACAGAAAAAUGUUCCAGACCAAAAGGCCAGCUUCUACUGUUAGUCUUAUUGCUGACACUGAACCAGCAAUGAGAUCACCACAGGUUGCUACCAUCCGCAGGAAGCCAUCCAGUAAACCACCCUUUAGGCGUGGCACUGUCAGUGGUGUACCUAUUCCUAUUCGGACACCAGUAGUACCACUCAAACCAUCAUCCACCUCUGAUGUUUCUGGUAGCCAAACAGCUGGAGAGGAGAUGGUAAAUGUUCCAACAGAGAUGUCUGAUCUGUAUCAAGUGAAACAGGGCCUUUGUGGUUCAACUCGAAGUCUUAGUACCAUUCAUACACCAUAUUAUUCAUUAAUUCCUAGUCAUUCAUAUUCCAGUGCUCGUCAUCAACAUCCUAGUUUACAGCAAGUAUUCCCCAGUAUUAGUAUUGUGAACAGUGUUGCAGCAAAGAAACCGCCACUGCAGUCAAGUGUGGCACUGCAUUUACAGAGAAUAGAUAACAUUGAUAGUAGAUCUGACUCAUCUGAUCUUCAAACUACAGAACCAGACACGUCAGUGGACAUGUUGGCAAUGAUCCGCCGUGGUGUGAAACUAAGAAAGACCAUAUCAAAUGAUAGAUCAGCUCCACAGAUCAAGUGAUUCAGAAGUUGAAUUUAACAGAUUGAUAGCUUUAAACUCUUACGUUUGCCUUCUAAUGUAAACCAUUUAUUUAAGGAAGUGAUGUGCAGUUUUUUCCAGUCAAUUUAAACAGAAGCUAAGUACCGCCUCACCUCUCUGGAACUGUCUCCAGUAGGACCUAGUUUUGGAGCUUUUACUUACAUUUAGUGCACCACCACAUUGACUUUAAAGUUGAUGUGGCUUUAUUUCCUUUGGUUGCAACCUGUCUUGAGUCAAGUCUCAGAGUGUUAUUUUUAAUGUACCGUAAUUAGAGGACACUCAAACCAUCAUAAACUUGUUUUGUAUUGAAGGUGUACAAUUUGUUUGUUGCAUUUCAGAUUCUCUCAGUUAAGCAUUGUAGUACAGUGGGUCUCCACUGAAACCACACUUUAAAGAUAAACGGUUUGUAUAUAUUAUUUUGUUUCUUUUUAAAUAUUCUUGUACUUUUGUUUGCUGGAGACCGUUCUUCCAGUUUUCAUUAGGCAAGUUUAUCAAUGUUUUAGGCUUAAAAAUUGCUUUUGUUGGUAUGCAUACAGCUGCUACAUUAGUGGAGAAGGAAAGUAAGUUAUUUCUUGCAAAGAAAGGGUAGUAAUUAUCCAACUACUUGAUCUACACAUAGUUUUGUCCUCUGUACAGAAGGUGAUUCUUUUGGUGCAAUAUUGGUUAGUGCUAGACAUUGUAAUCAUUAUGGGUUUAAUUCACAGCAAGUCAUAUUUUCUUCAGUUUGGGCAUCUGACAGUCUUUCCUAGCCCCAGCUUUUCCAUCUGAGUUUGAUUCAAGAAAAUAUCUUGGCCAUCGGAAUUAGAAGGAAUUCAUUUGUGUACAGUUUUAGAAUUUAUGCAUCAUUUGGAAAUGUCUUGUUUGAAGCAGUUGCUUGUGAAUUCUGGUAGCCUGUCUCCUGAAGUGUCAACGAACAAUGUGUGUGUUUUUUUGUGGGUCUUAGGACUCGUAUUGUCCUUUUUAAAUUUGUCCAUUCCAUGCAGUGUUGGUAUGUCCAGGCUGUGAUACCCGUCACCUUUUGGGUAUAGUUUAGGUGCAGGGGUUCACAGUUCUGUUUUUAAAAUGUCUGUAGUCUGGCCAGAAGAGAAUACUUAAUUCAGAAUAGUAGUUGCUUUUUAGUCAGUUGUUAUGCAUCUGGCAGAAAUUUCAUAAGUUAAGUGGUGUCCUGAUUUUGAGCUAGUGGAGUUGUUUACCAUUAUGUACUGUAAACUCUUAUAUUUUACUUGCACACCACAGCCUAAUAUUGGAUUUGAAAGUGGAGGUAGGGAUUAUAAACUUUAUUUUUUUUCACAGUGCAUUGAAGUGUUGAACUGUGCCUUAAAAGAUCCGAGUUGUACUGAACAUGUUAACCUGUUGACACACCUUUCCACAAAUCAUUUGUUGAGGAACACUACAGUAAGUAAUGUGUUAUCUUAACAGAUUCCUCUGGGAAUUCAGAACUGGGUAUGAUAGCUGUUAGUAUACACACACUGUAAUUCUAAAUAGUCACAUUAAGCAUUUAUUUUGUCACCUUUUCCCCCAUAUACUGACAUCCCAGCAUGCACACAUGACUUGAAUAUUUAUUGGAUCUGUGAUGUGGGAUUUAUUGUUUACUCCAUCCCUUAUUUUAUCAAAGUUUGCUGUUUAUGUAUAUUUAAGAUUUGUCAUUUUUGCUAUCUGUAAUCUGCAAAUGAAGUCAUAAAACUGUGCGCAGCAAGCAUAUUUUUAUUUAUCAGUGGAGUGCAGCAGCUGCAGUUUAUAAUUGUGAUGUUGGGUACACCUCGUCCUCAUGGUUGCAUGCAUACUUCAAAAGAAACCCAAAAGAGGGACAGUCAAAAUGUUUAUUAGGUAGUACUUAAAGCUGACACACUACAUUUUCCUUGGCAAGGAUUAUGUUAGUUAAAUUGGCAGUUAUAGUUUUUGCUGAAAUUAAGGAUGGUAAAUUUUGUUUCAAGGAGCACGUUGGACUUCAUACUUCAGCUGUAAUGGGUAGCUUGUGGAUUUGAUAAUGUAAAAUGGAUAAAGAGUACCUCUACUGUGUCCUUUGUUACCCUGAAGUGCAUGUUCAGGAUAUAGUACAGUUGUACUACUGGUUCCACUGCCAGACUUGUGUGUAAGUUAAGCACCUUAGAUGCCUGUGUCUUUGUCUUGAAGGAAAUUUCUGAAAAAUAAAAUAGUAAAUGUGCUACAGAUGACCAAACCAUAAUUAAUAUAUGAUUUCUUACGUUCAGUCAGUUUUCUUGCAAUUUUCCUGAAUGUUUCAAAACCAGGUAAUCAAACUGCAGGGUGGCAUUUUACAUGCUCUUAAAUAGGUCUUUUGCUGUAGCUGGCUUCAGAUUUUUUAGCAGUGUUCCUGCGACCAUUUUGUCUGACUAUAUAUCUCUAUCGAAAGUAUGAUCUCCCUAUGUGUUCUUCAGUUCUUUACAUUCUGAUAAACAGGGUUCUGCAGGUAGUAACAGUAGAGAUGUUGUCUUCCUUGUUUUUGUCCUGGUAAGAUGCAGUUCUAUAGCCUGCCACUCCAAGGCUUAUUUUUAGCACCCUUCCGGACAGUAGAUACCUCAGAAAUGUCAUCUGUCUUUAUACACAGCAUUUUACUACUGACUUGUUUUAUUUAGUAAACUGCAUAAUUAGCUACUCUGUCGGCAAAUAAAAAAAUCACUCGCACACUCCUCCUGUAACCGGAUAUAUCUAAAAAAAAAAAAAAAAAAAAAAAAAGUCUUGUUUUUCUUGCAGAAAUUACUUUUUAUACAUUGUAAUUCUCAGCCGCAUUCUCACUUCCACCAAGGAUCUGGGGUAAAACCUGCAGUCUUCCAGUAGUCCACCUUUUUAGUGUUUAGACCACAGACAGUGGAUAAAACUUGAAGUAAACCAAAACACACAGAACUGGUCAAGGACAAGACGUAAUCUUCAUACUUUGGUAGUAAAAUAUUUCAGCCUCCCAUUCCCAUAAUUGUUGAGAGCACUAGAGAAAAGCAGUGUGAAGAUUUUGGAGAAGCAAAAACUGAAAAGCUAGAAAGUAUGCACUACUUAUGAUUGAUGAAUGUGCUUUUGGUCUAGGGCAGUGUCUUUUGCAGAAAUGUCUGUGCAAACCUUCACCCCCCCAUUAAAAUCAGUCUAGCCAGGAAUGAUUGUUGAACAGGACCCAGGUUUCAUCAUUGUUGACCUGCUGGUGAGUACUGUAAUGGCUUUAUCAUUAAGUUACCACUGAGUAUUGUAGUGUUCACUUUUCACGGACAUCCGUAAAGUAUCCACUCCCGCCACCAUUUGAUAUUUUCAAGGCUGACUUUGGUCGGCCUUUUCUUGUGCACCUUUCUGGCAAUUGAGUACCCUCUUAGCUUAAAACAGUUUUUACCUUCAUCCCGUUUGAGUGAGAAAUUCCGAAGUUAAGGUCUUAAAAGCCUAGAUGUUUGUCACCCAUUAUCUCAUGACUGCCUCACUAAGGAAGAUGAGAUGUUUUUCCCCCUUAAAAGAAAGUCAUAAACAAGACAAAAAUCCCAGCAAGCUAUGGACUUUCUGGCACCACAUCCCAAUAUGAACCUGCCUGUUAGAGAAAAUCUUCCCCAGUGAUUGAUUUCUCUCCUAGUGUUUUGAACUUGGGGAAUGGGGUAUAAAAAUGACCACGUUCUGUUCUCUUUGACCUGCAUUCUUUGGCAUUGCUGUGGGAAGAUGAUUGCAAAACAUUCAAGAGGCUAGUAUUUGACCAAUCUACUCACUAGAUGUCUUCAGAUCACUUUCAAAACUGGUAGAACCAGCUGUGCACAAGGCGCAUACUCAUAAUCCUGCCCAUUGCUGAAAUCCUUAGUGUCCUUGACACUGUGGCAACAUUCAUACCUGUCAUCAUGCUCUAGAGAAGGCAUAAGAGGUUUAUUACUCCUUCCCCUGUGGGUCCUGUCCUGUACAUUGGGAGUGCAUUUGCUUUGAGGAAUAUGUUUCCUUUCCAAUACAGUGUGAUAAGUGCACCACUGACUAGUAUCUUUGGCUGUCGUCGGAUGUGCUGUAGUCUUUGUAGCUCUUUGAAAUGGUAUCAGAAAACACCUUCCAUGGUUUUAGAUAUUGGCGAUGGUUGAAAGGUUGCGCGCACACUUCAAGGCACAUGUGGUUUCUAUGAUUUCACUGGUGGAGACCAAAUAAAUAAUUUCUCAUCCCUUCCAAGUAGGUGGUGGGGCUGCUUGGAAGGAAUGCUCCUUGCUAAAGUAAGUGGGAUGGCCUCCACGGUCAGGCCACUUCAUUAUCUACCCUAGCACUUUUCCAAGUACAUGCAGAAAGGUUUGAUGCAAGAGAGAAAGCAAGCAAAUAGACAGCCCACCCCUGAUGGCUGCCCAAAUGAUGUCCUCGCCCAGCUUUUAUCCAAAGUGAUGGGGGAGCAAAUGGAUCCAUUGUUUGGGAGGAGUUGAUGUUCACCAGGCAACAGAGGUCAAAAAAGAAAGUGUUGAAGGUUUCUGAUGCAGCUUUCAGAAAAACAUUCCUUAUAACAUAAAUCCCUUGUGGGUGUGAGAUCAGCCAGACCCAAAGCUUGUCUUUGCUAAUAGGGUUUUGCUUUCAUUUUUUUUCUAGUACUCCGUACCCCUGGUUUCGGGCAGUCCAUACAGUGCAGAAAGUUCUCGAUGCCUUAUCUGUUUCUUUUUCACCUUUUAUGUAAAAAUAGAAUGUGGAUGCGUUGCAAGAUCCUCCAGGAUGCAUACUUGCCUGUCAUAUUCCACAGAUCCCUUCAGUGGUGUCUGAAGUUUUGAGUAAGGCAUUGAAUGGUUCAGUUUGGAAUCAUGUUGCAUAAUCCAUUCCUGUGAGGACAUUUGCCAAGUGCUUUUUGCCAGUAGUAGCCUACCUCAAGAGGAGGUGAUGCUAAAUUCUACUUACCAAGGUGACUGGCUUUUAGUUGCUGUCUCAAAGCAACAGUUUACACACAGGAUUCCUGUCCGAAAACUGGUUCCAUCUAGACCAUUUCAGUCUCACCUCCCCCCCCCAAUAAUCCCACUUAGCACAUUCUCAAUUUCCUUUGCCAAGUAUGCAGUCCUUUUGUCUUUUAAUAGAAAGGCUUUCCUUCCUCAAGAUGUAACCAUAAACAUCAUCUAAGCAGUAAUCAUAUAAACAUUUAUGGACUUGCCCACAACCUAGUAGAUGCCAUUACAUAAUUUCUUCUUUACAGCAGUAUAUGCAUCAUCUUCACUAGUGCCUCACUUGCCUAGUGAUUGUGAAAUAAAGGUAACUGAACUGACUGAAGCAGUUCUUCUUGCAUGGAAGUACAGAUUCAAACUGUCUAGGAAUGCUGUUAAGAUCUGGCAAUUCUAUAGUGUGUAUAUUGCACUAAGUAAAGACACUGCCUAGUUUGUCUUUGCAGGAGCACUCUAAAAGUGUGAUUCUGUGCACUAAAAAUAAUCCACAUCAUGAUAGAAACGUUUUAGGAGACAUCCCUGUCAGAUGCUCAAGUGACAAAGCCUAUCAUUUUCUGUUCUGAGGUAUAUUUGCUCAGGAUCUGUUUAUGUAAACCAACAGCACAUAGCUUCCAAACUUCACUUCAUGCAAGGUGCCUUUACUAUGUAUGGGACCAACACAUUGCUGCCCUUUCUGUGAUGACCAGUUUUGAUUUUUAUAAUAUUGCUUAUAAGGAGCCCUUGAUCCAUGCAGCCUUGUCUGUUUCCAUUAAUUUUGGUUCUUCCUCUUAUAUUGUCAUUAUGGGGACACAUUUUCUGUAAAGGUACUGGAAAGUUCUAGAACUAAAACUGAGGAAUAGUGACAAUUAAACUUUCAGGAAGUGUGGCACCAUGUUUCUUAUUUCUUAUAUUUAAUGCUGAUUUUCUUAUUUUACUCAGAUAUUCUGUAUGUAAAAAUCAUAUUUAGUUUUGUGAGUGUAUAGCUGUAUUUGUAGUAUCUGUAUCUAUAUGUAUAGGGUGUGUGUGUGUGUGUGUGUGUGUGUGUGUGUGUGUGUGUGUGUGUGUGUGUGUGUGUGUGUGUGUGUGUGUGCGCGAGUGAUCCUCUGGAAACAUUCUUGAAAACAGAAUUUCAUUACCUGUCAGUGUUUUUGAUAAACCAAUCCUUUCUACCAUUUUGCUUGCCAGAUUGUAAAAAGGCUUUCUUUCCAGCUCCAUACUUGAGCAUUCCACAAGUGACCAUUAGAUCAGCCAUAGUAAGUAGUGUUCCAGUACCCUUCACCCCACAACUGCAGUAAGGAAGGUAUUGGAAGCUCCAAAUAAACCUGGAAGAAUAAACCAACAAAAUGGUAUCCUGGAGCAUGGAAGAAAACCAAUAUAACCAAAACAACUUGCAAAAAAAACCUUCACAGCAGCUUCUUCACGCCGUAAUUUUUAUUGUUGAAGUAUUCCCCAAAGAAAACUAAAAAAAAAUAUUUGUACCCAACAUUCAAGGUUAAGCACUUUCAUCUUUAAAAAAAGACAUCCGCAGAACUGUGAAUGAAACUCUUGGCAAGCAUGAAUGAAUCGGAACACACCCACGAACGUGGCCAAUCACAUCACUUUACUUCCUUAUGUCACAGUAAAUUCAAUUAAAAUCAUAAGACCACAACCCACCAAUGCUUUUAAACUUGGUAAACAUUAUUAAUAAGGGGAAAAAGUAUAAUUACUAAACAAUAUGCCCUAAAGUAUGUAAAUAUAAAAUAUUAGUGAGUAGACCUUUUGGAAUUUAUUAUUAAGGGAAAAAGUAUAAUUACAUAUGUGAUUGGUCAGGUUUGUGGGUGUGUCCUGAUUCAUUCAUGCCUUUAAAUGUGUUUGCCAAGGGUUUCAUUCAUUGUUCUGAGGAUGUCUUUUUUUUUUUUUUUUUUGAGAGGAAAGCGCUUAACCUAGGUACAAGUACAAGUGAUGUUUUAUUAGUUUUCUUUGGGAAUACUUCAACAAUAAAAAUUACAGAGUGAAUAAGUUGCUGUGAUGGCUUUUCUUGGAAGUUGUUUUGAUUGUAAACCUGCAAGAAUUAAUAUAUACUAACUGGAUGAAAUUCUAGAAUUGAGCAGCUGGUCUGUUUUUCUGUCUUGUUACCAAGUUGACAAGUUAGAUACAGAAUUUUUUUUCAUCUUUGGUACAAGGAGAAAAGCUUCUACUGUAAUAUGUACACAACUGUGUUCUGUGCAUUACAACUUUGUAACUGUAUGUGUAGAAAGUUUUCUCAUUGCAACCUAAAAAAGCUGAAACUAUUGCCUAGCCGAUUGUCCUGGUGUGUCUGUCUUAUCUAUAUACAGUUAAACAGCAAAAAUAAUAAGGUGUCUGUGCAGGUAAUAGAAAAUUACUGCACAGUGAGGAAUCAUAACAUUUUCAGAGUUUUAUGUGUAAGGCUGCCACUUUUAUUGAUGGAAAGAAGAAAGUGAAUAGUGAAACAGUAUUGAGUAACCGUGUACUAUUGAAUUUUUAGGCAGCUGCAAUAGCAACUGGAGUGUUUAGCCAUAAGUAAGUUGUGUACUUGAAGUGUGCAGAUAGAACGUAGGGUAGAGCAAGUAGAGUAUUGCAGCUAGGAGAGGUUAGAGGUUAGAAUAUUAGGUAAUUAAGUAGUGUGUAACAAAGGUUUUGUACACCCCCAACACUCAUACCUCUUUCAGCCGUUGUCUUCUUAUAGUCAGAAAGAAGUUUCAAAUAAAGUCAGUCUCUGAUACGGUUUAUGAGGUUUCCAUUUUUGAUUUUUACACUGGUCAAGGUAAUCAGAUAAUAAUUAGGACUCCAUUAAACUACUUGCUAAAGUGUUCCUUUCACUUGUGUUUUCAGUGGAAAGAUCCAUUGUCCCCGGGGAAUAAUUUUUAUGGCAUUAAAAUGAACACGUCCAUCCCAUGUGGGCUUGUUGCAUCGUAUAGGUUGAACUGGCAUUCCCAGCAGACAUUUUCUGGGCAGGAUUUGCAUCCAUAAAUAGCAUCUGAAAAUUGCAAACCCUUUCUUCGCAAAAUCAUUUGUUCAGUUUCCGAAACACCAAAUCUGAGUUCAUCCCUCAGGUGGAAUCUGUAGCAAAUAUUAAUCUGCUUACUUUUCAGCCUUGGUCCCAAGUAUAGAAAACCUGAGUAAAAUAAUCCUGCAUGCGUAGUUCUAGAUUUACUAGCUGCACUUUCAAAAAAGUUUCUAAGGUGUUCAUUUCAUUCAAAAAAGACGUAUUGUAGAAUAUGAUAACCUAACACCAAUUAAACUACAUUGGAAUAUGUAGUGUCUGCUACCACAGUAAACAUAAAUAACCCUUAUAAGAGCAGCCUGUUGUCAUUCUGCAAGAGCUUUGGCUGUCCAUGUCUUCCAUAGAAGUCCCCACAUCCAUACAUGGUCCAUCAAUAACUUUAUAAUGUAUUUCUGAUUAGUUAUGGCAUCUCAUGCAUCCUGUUUAUAUAUUUAUAUUUAUAUAUAUAUAUAUAUAUAUAUAUAUAUAUAUAUAUAUAUAUAUAUGCAUUUAUAUAUAUAUAUGCAUUUAUAUUAGGAAUACUGUCAGAGUGGGUGCAUAAGGGUACCUCUUCCCCCUUGAAUACUUGAUUGCUUGGCAUUUUGUCAUAACCAGUCUUGAACUUCUGUUUACAGUACCUCAUAUACAUUUUGUUUUCAGCUCAAGCUUUGGAGGUUGUUUAAAAUUAUGGACACUUUUUAUUGCAGUUUCAUUUUUUUUUUUUUUGUAGAAAAGCCCACACACCCUGCUCAUUAAAUAUGAGCUAACGUGCUAGCUUUGUUUUUUUUUCAUAAGUGGCUCAUUUAAAUUUGUACCAGUCUGUGAUACAGUAGCAGGCUAGAACCCUGAUUGUGACCCAGGUGAUCAGCAUUCAGUUAGCAGCUUGAGUUCCUGUUAGAGCUGGUGGAGGAGAAGAGUGAUGAGGCAUGGUCUGUUUGUUCUCAGGCAGAGAGAUAAGAGCACAUGGUAAGGGUACUCUGUAAUUUGAGUAUCUGGUGGAGACUGGGGCAAUCUGGAACUUUGUCUAGGAGCGAUUGAAUAUGGGGCAUAUGAGGAGGCAGGGGCAUCCCUCACAAGAUACCAUUCGCAACCACCUCAGACCAUGCAGCAUGCAUGUCUGGGAAGUAGGGACAUAACCUGACAGACCUUUCAGUGGAAGCAUCAGUGGUGGCUUCCAGACACAUUCUUUUUCCCUAGCACCUGCAUUGCCAGCUAGACAGUGGGGAGGGGUGCUGGUUUGCUGGUGACCCUUGCUUGAAUGAGUUAAAUCCCGGUGAAACUCUUAAAGAAUAAGCCAUAGUAUUGUGGAAGAAAGGCUUAGAGAAACCACACACCCACUAAAAAACAAACCCAAUCUGAAGCAAAAGAAAGGGUUGAAUUAAAAUUUAUACCAACAGCAGUUCAUCUGAUUUAUGAUACAAAAAUUAUUUUGUAUACUGGUUUGAUAUUUUAAAAUUAGUGGCCUUCAAAGAGUAUGAAGCAUUUAAUGCACACAAAUUUUAGUUAAUGAAAGGCCAAGUAAUACCGUCUUUCUACAAAAUGAAGUGCAGGUGGAAGAUUUUAAGUAACAUUUCUGUUUUUUAAUGUUUUCACUUUGAUCUGGAUGUGUAUGCUGCAUUCUAGAUUUAGUUCACUGAAAUGAAACCGCAUCAAAUGCUGAUUAUAGUAAGACUUCACAUUUUCUGAGUAGCACAAAGUAAACCCAGGUUUGAAUCUCUUUGGUCUAAGAUGCUGCUGCUGCUGUUGUAUCAUAUCGUCAGACCAGAAAAAUGUAAACUAUGAGAGCGUGCUUUUCUGAAGUAUUUGAAGUAGAUUUUUGUACUGCUUGCUGUAGUUCGAUUUUGUCAACUUAAAUUAUUUAUAUAUUCGUUAAUAAGAUCCUGAGUAAAGAACAGUAAAGCGCCUGUAAGAACAGUUAUUAAUUAAUGCUUUGUUUUUUUCUAGUAGUAGGGAGUAUGCCCCAUUCCUGACUUGAGUGGAAAGGAAUAUGCACUUGUGAGAUACCUGCAUGCUCAAGUUUAUUUUUUUAAGCUGAUUUUCUAGUUGAAAACAUUGCAGCAUCGAUGACAGCUGGACUACUUGGGGGGUUUGUAGUAUUUUAAAUCUUUUUAUAAUUCUUGGCUAAGGGUUGCAGGCAGAUUGACCCAGCUGGUCUGGGUCUAAAAAUUUCUUAAUUGUUCAGAUUUUGCAGCACAUUAGUUGAAGCAGUUCACAUUGUUGAUCUCAGGGCUGAACAAUGCCCUUCAGCUCACUAUGUUCUUAAAAAAAAUUACUAAAUGCAAAGUCCAGUUCUCUUGAUAAAUAGUGUCUGGCAGUGAACAAAAGUUCCCUUUCUGGGCAAUAAGCUAAAAAAAUGCACUACUGAGAAAGAGCAGUGUUCAGUGCCAGAAUGUUGUGUUUAUUUCAAACUUGUUUAGUAAUUAAUGUGUUGAGAAUAAAUCAAGUCAAUGCCAUGAUCUUUUGGUAGAACUACAUGGAGAUGUUAUUGUAAAUUUCUAGAGAAUGCUCUAGUCUUGCAGUUCAGAAUUCUUUGCUCAAAAUAUGAAAGUAAAUGUCUAUUCAAAAUGUUAUAUUAGCUUUGGAAUUUAAAACCAAACUGUACGCAUGCUCAAGAGGCACUGCCAGGUUUUCCUUCAUACUUCCAUUUCCUCCACAUUUGUUUUUAACUAGAAGUACAUGUUCUGUGUUUUCCUGUAUAUCUGUACUAACUGUUCUGCUCUCCUGCAUUUGACACUGUGUUCUUGCGAGCUUGUACUGUUACCAAUGAGUUGUAUAAUUAUUAUUGCUUUAUUAGGGAGUUGAUCUCCCAUUGUAUGUUUUUUGCUUUAUUGUAUAUUUUAAGAAUAUAUAUAUUUUGUUUCUUUCCUGUGUAGCAAUGCUGUAAUCUUAAAUUAAAAAAAAAAGGAAUGUGGGAAAACCAGUUUUUAUGAGUUACUUUUGAUUGCUUUUUACAAUUAUUUUUUUGGGAGAAGAAGUUAGUAAAGUGAUCAUGGGCAGGUGUAAUGUGAUAGUACUAAGAACCAUUUACUGCUGCUGAUACUACAACUACUGGAUUUUUUUUUUUUUGUUAAUGACUUUCGAUCUCCAGUCGCAAACUGUGGGACUCAAAGCAAGUCAUUUAAUCAUACAUUGCUUCCGUGCAUACCC